UAUUUUUUGGUUUGCUUAUUUUUAGUGCCGUAUAGUUGACGAUAAAACAACAAACACAAAGUCAACAUUUCCGUUCGUUAGAAGUAAAAAUACCGUGGUCGCCGUUAAAAAACCGCUCUGCUAGUAUUUAACUAGAUUUUAAUCGUUUUAUAAUAUUGAGUACUCUAACCAAACGGGGAUAAAACAUUAUGCUAGCACUGCAAGCGGGUUCAACAACCGGCAUUCCUGACAAGUUAUGGCAACCUCACUUUGUCACAUUCGAAACAACGAUGGGUGAAAUUUCCAUCGAAUUGUACUGGAAGCAUGCCCCGAAUACCUGCCGGAAUUUCGCAGAGCUAAGCCGUCGUGGCUACUAUAAUGGAACGAUAUUUCAUCGAAUCAUACGGGAUUUCAUGAUCCAGGGAGGUGACCCCACCGGCACAGGUCGUGGAGGCCAGUCAAUUUACGGAUCAACGUUCUCCGAUGAAAUCAGUCCCGAUUUGAAGCACACCGGAGCCGGAAUACUGUCGAUGGCAAACUCUGGUCCGGACACGAAUGGGUCGCAGUUUUUUAUUACGUUGGCUCCGACACAGUGGCUCGAUGGAAAGCACACAAUAUUUGGCCGGGUACACACCGGAAUGCAAACCGUCAAGCGGAUAGGACUGGUCGAGACGGAUAAAAACGAUCGGCCCGUGGAGCAAGUGAAGAUUCUCAAGGGAAAGGUGGAAAAGUAUUGAAAUUUGAUAGAUGUAAUAAAAUUAGCUUAAACAGUAAUGUGUGUUUAAGUAACUCAUCCUUGGAAA
Messenger RNA from Wyeomyia smithii (pitcher-plant mosquito), 782 nucleotides. RefSeq names its product peptidyl-prolyl cis-trans isomerase-like 1 (gene Cypl). Gene Ontology annotation, biological process: protein peptidyl-prolyl isomerization; protein folding. The coding region runs from base 189 to 716 and encodes 175 amino acids. Gene Ontology annotation, cellular component: catalytic step 2 spliceosome. The record is from RefSeq and is a predicted model, not a curated record. Lineage: Eukaryota; Metazoa; Arthropoda; Insecta; Diptera; Culicidae. Gene Ontology annotation, molecular function: peptidyl-prolyl cis-trans isomerase activity. The transcript is spliced from 2 exons.